Impatiens glandulifera is the source of this 1110-nucleotide messenger RNA. RefSeq names its product alpha carbonic anhydrase 1, chloroplastic-like. Gene Ontology annotation, molecular function: zinc ion binding; carbonate dehydratase activity. The coding region runs from base 135 to 917 and encodes 260 amino acids. Lineage: Eukaryota; Viridiplantae; Streptophyta; Magnoliopsida; Ericales; Balsaminaceae. The record is from RefSeq and is a predicted model, not a curated record. The transcript is spliced from 6 exons.
CUUGCAGAUAUUAUGCUUUAUUUUUUAUGAAGAUGUUGGCCAUGAUAGUUUUUGAUGGAAAAGGAAAAAGUUCAUGUGUUUCAGGGCCAACCCACUUUCAGAUAUGAGGGGAAGGGGAUGAAUCUCGAUGAUGGAUGGUAGUGACUGAUGAUAUCAACACGCUUUUGAUGAGGUUAGAACUUCAGAUGAGUCCAGGAUUCUCUUAUUCGGGCGAUAAUGGUCCAGACAAAUGGGGAAGCUUAAGCCCGAGUUAUGAGACUUGUCAAUCGGGGAAAUCGCAGUCACCGAUAGACAUUCCAGACGAAGACAAAAUGGAAGCUAACAAGGACUUGAAGUCAUUGGGAAGGGAUUACAAAGUUGUCAAUGCUUCAUUAAUCAAUCGCAGAUUCUAUGUUGAGUUGAAUUUAGGCAAUGCUGGAGGAUUUAACUUUCAAGAGAAGGAUUACACCUUCAAACAAAUUAACUUUCACACCCCAUCCGAACACACCAUCGAUGGCAAACAAUAUGAUGCAGAAUCUCAACUAUUCCAUGUAGCUACAGAUGGCAGCCGAAUAGUUAUUGCAGUACUUUACAAAAUAGGGAAUGCUGAUCCCCUCCUUGCUAAGAUGCAAAACCAAUUGGUAGAGUUGGCAAAGGAACAAUGUGGAUCCAAUGAAGUCUCUCAAAUUGCGGUUAAAAGUUUCAACGCCCCAAAAUUGGAGAGGGGCACUCGCAAGUAUUACCACUACGUCGGCUCUCUUACUACUCCUCCAUGCACCGAAAAUAUCAAAUAUGUCAUCCUUGGAAAGGUGAGAUCAAUAUCAAAGGAACAGGUGGCGCUUCUGAAGGCCCCACUGGAUUCCAAGUGCAAGGGCAACAGUAGGCCAGUGCAACCACUGAAUGAUCGACACGUGGAUCUAUACAGUGAAUCGGAUUAGAGAGAAUAAAAAAAAUAUAUUGUCUUUGAGGCGACAACUAUUAAUAAUAAUGUAAAUUUAGUAGUCCCAUGUUGUAUGUAGCAUAUCAUAUCUCUUCUUAAUCUGGUUAUAUUAUUAUAUGAGAGCCAUACAAUAAAAAUAAACAUGUUAUGUAUCUGAUUCUUUCUACCAAUAUGCAAUCUUAAGUUAUCUC